UGGUUCGGGAAGUUGCUGAAGUUGGGUAGUGAGCGGAGGAGCCGCCGCCUGCCCGCUGAGGCCUUCCGCGGCGCUUUUCCUUCCUCCUGCUCUGCUGGUGCAUGAUGGAAGCAGCAUGGCUGCUCAUCUCUCCUUGACACAGAUCUAUUCUGCUCCAAACCAUCUUCUGUUCUUUGAACUUCUUGAAAAGAGAUAAGGAGUUGAUUCUAUGUGCAUAAAUUCACAAAGGAACAAUGGGAUUAAGCUGUCCAGUGCAAAUCCUGUAUAUGAAAAGUACUAUCGACAGGUUGAUCCAGGUAACACAGGAAGAGUUCUGGCCUCUGAUGCUGCUGUGUUUCUGAAAAAAUCAGGGCUGACAGACUUGAUUCUUGGAAAGAUUUGGGAUCUGGCUGAUACAGAUGGCAAAGGUAUUCUCAACAAACAGGAAUUUUUUGUGGCUCUGAGACUUGUGGCCUGUGCACAGAAUGGAUUGGAUGUUUCAUUGAGUAGCCUUAACUCACCUGUUUCUCCACCUAGAUUUAAUGAUUCCACUAGCCCUUUAUCAAUUGGAGGAGCACCAUUGGAUAUCCCAUGGGCUGUCAAGGUGGAAGACAAGGCCAAGUAUGAUGCUAUCUUUUACAGUCUGAACCCAGUGAAUGGACUUUUAUCAGGUGAUAAAGUGAAGCCUGUCUUGUUAAACUCCAAAUUGCCUGUUGACAUCUUAGGAAGGGUUUGGGAGCUAAGCGAUAUUGACCAUGAUGGAAUGUUGGAUCGAGAUGAAUUUGCUGUUGCCAUGUUCUUGGUAUACUGCGCUCUUGAGAAGGAACCUGUGCCAUUAUCCUUACCUCCCACAUUGGUGCCACCUUCAAAAAGAAAAGCUCUCAGUAUUCCUGGUGCAGGACAGUUGAUGCCAUCUUCAACAUCCAGCAAAGAAGCUCAUCAGUCCAUACCAGCAGUAGGGAUGCUGCCAUCCAAAGCACCAUCAACACAGUGGGUUGUAUCACCUACUGACAAAGUAAAAUACCAUGAAAUAUUUCUGAAAACUGAUAAAGACCUAGAUGGUUUUGUGUCUGGUGUGGAGGCUAGAGAAUUGUUCUUGAAGACAGGCCUGCCGUCUGCGUUACUUGCACACAUCUGGGCUCUCUGUGACACAAAAGACUGUGGGAAGCUUUCAGAUGAACAGUUUGCUCUGGCAUUCCAUUUCAUCAAUCAGAAGCUGACAAAGGGCAUUGAUCCUCCUCAGGUGCUUUCUCCAGAAAUGAUCCCUCCAUCAGAGAGGAACACUCUACAUAAGAACACACUAGGACCAAGUGCUGUAGCAGAUUUUUCUGCAAUCAAAGAGCUAGAUACUUUAAGCAAUGAAAUAGUGGACCUUCAAAAGGAAAAGAAUAAUGUGGAACAAGAUCUAAAGGAAAAAGAAGAUGCCAUCAAACAGAGGACAAGUGAGAUCCAGGAUCUUCAGGAUGAAGUAAAAAGAGAGAGCAAUAAUUUGCAGAAGCUCCUGGCUCAGAAAGAGGAAGCAGAAGAAAUCCUUAAUGGUCUUGACGAGGAGAAAGCCAAACUGGAAGAACAGCUUAACACCAUAAGACAGAAAUGUACUGAAGAAGCUGAUUUGAUUGCAUCUCUAAAGGCAGAAAUAACUGAUCAAGAGUCCAAAAUAUCAGCAUACAAAGAUGAGUUAAAUAAAGCUCAGGAAGAGCUUAUCCAUCUUCAACAAGAAACAGCAGAGCUAGAAAAAUGUGUAGAGGCAGGGAAGUUAGAACUGGGACCUCUUCAACAAGAUCUUCAGGAUUCCCAUCAAGAAAUCGCCUCAGUGCAAGAAAAACUGCAUGAGCUCAAAGAAUUAGAAAGCAGCCAAUCUAAUUGGGAGGCUCAGCCACAUAGCAUGCUACUUAAUGGGAAUACAGAUCAUUCUAGCCUCAGCAACAGCAGCAGUGAAACCGCAAACUUGAAUGAGAAUGUUGAAAGAGAGAGAGCAGAUACUGAACAACUAAAUCAUGAAUCUCCUACCAGGAAUAGUCCAGAAACAACAGUAGAAGCAGAAGAAAAAGAGGUCUUGCCACCAGCUGUUACUAAACAAGAAGAUCCAUUUGAUGAAGAAUCUCAUCAGCUGCCUGAACAGACUACAGAAUCCACUAUAGACUUCUUUGAGUCUGACCCCUUUGAUAGCGAUCCUUUCAAAGAUGACCCAUUUGGGAAGAUUGAUCCUUUCGGUGGUGAUCCUUUCAAAGGUUCAGAUCCUUUUGCUGCAGACAACUUUUUCAAGCAGUCAUCCACAGAUCCUUUUGGAAGUAUUGACCCUUUCAGCGCAACCAGCAACAGCAAUAAUUCCACUAUAGAAACAUCAGCACAGAAUGAUCCAUUUGCUCCUGGUGGAACUACUGUGACUGUCCAAAAUGAUCCAGCUUCAGAUCCUUUUGCCUCUCUGUUUGGAAAUGAAUCAUUUGCAAGUGGUUUUGCUGAUUUCAGCACAUUGUCAAAGGCAAACAAUGAGGACCCUUUUAGUUCAUCUACAACAAGCACUUUGAACAGUGCAAUCAUAACUAAAAAUGUAUUUGAGGAGCCUCCAGUAAAAAAUGAAGAUGUUCCUCCUGCAUUACCUCCCAAAACUGGAACACCUACCCGACCUUGUCCUCCUCCACCUGGGAAAAGACCUAUCAACAAAUUGGAGUCUUCAGAUUCCUUAAAACUAAAUGACCCCUUCCAGCCCUUCCCAGGCUGCGAUGGUUCCAAAGAACAGGAAGGUGAUCUCUUUCAUGACCCAUUUGCUCCCACUGGGGUUUGCAAAGAGAAGGACAACAGCAGUUUUGCUAAUUUCAGUGCUUAUCCUACUGAAGAAGACAUGAUUGAAUGGGCAAAGAGAGAAAGCGAGAGAGAAGAAAAAGAACGACUUGCAAGAUUAAAGCAGCAAGAACAAGAAGAUUUGGAAUUAGCUAUUGCACUCAGUAAAUCUGAAAUAUCUGAAGCAUGAAGAGUUUGUUUUGCCUCAACCACUUUAUCCCAUUUCCCUGAAUAGCUAAGCUAUGUGUAAUUAGGUGUUAUAUAUAAACAGGGAAGUACAAAAGGCUUUAAAUUCCUGCAAAUGUGAUUUUGCUAUCUUAUUGGUAAUUUUUAAUAUUCACCCCUUCAUCUGACAACUCCUCAUAGAGCACACUUACAUCUGUAUCUUGGAAUCCUUCUGUACUAGAAACCAAAGCAACUUACUUUAAUGCAAAUAAGUAUGUUACUUUAAAAUCAGAAUAUCAGUGAGGCACAAUAAUCCAUUUAUGAAGGCACAUAAACUCUCAACGUUAAUUCUAUCCCAAAAGUAAGUUCAUUCAGUGUGCAUCAGUGUACUUCUGAGGAUGUUAAAUUUAAAAGUGCAAUGCCUAUCUACAAUAAAAGCAUUUAUAUAUUCCUUUCUCUCUAUACUGAUGGCAAGAUUAGGUAACAAAUUCUUGUUUUGUUUUUAAUGAAAUUUAGGCGCAAGUCUUGAUUGGCUGUGCUCAGAAGGACUACAGGUGUCAAUUCCCAAAACAGAACAGUUUUAACUUUUCAAAGUGGCCUGUUGCUGAACAGCAAAACAUAUUUUCACCUGUAAAUAAAGUUGGUCAUGCUAACAAAUCUACUAUAGUUAGAAAAAUGUAGUUUGCAGAUAUUCAUUGAACAGAAAGUAGAUGAUUCUGCCUUUACUGAAAUAUUUAUGUCUGGUUGCCACAUACCUACUUUUACUGAAUUGAUAGUAAUUGGUGGUUGGACAUAUAAAAUGCUUUUUGUAUGCAUUGUUUUCCUUUAAUUAAGUUUCCACUACUAGACUGGCUAUUUAGUACAACAAAUAGGGUUCCAAACACUGUCCAUUUUGCCUGAAACUUCAAAGUGGCAUUUUGCCAUCAGUUUUUUAAAAUGCAAAUUUAGGAUUUUCCCAGGGAGAUUGCUAAAAUGAGACCGACUAAAAUCUCUUUCAGGAAUGAAGGCCCCCUUGCUAAUUGAAUCAGCUUCUUCGUGAAAUAUGCAACUAAACUGGCACAUUGACAGCUGAAUUUGAAAUAGAAUAGGAGGUUGCUGUGUGAAGGCAUUGUUUACAACAGUUGACCGCUAUGUAUAAUUUAUUGAAUGCCAACUGAUAGUUGCACCUUAAACUAAAGUAUCUUUUAUGGUCACUGAGUCAAAGUAAGGUUAAGAUUGAAUGUUACCAAAUUUAACUUAUUACCUAUUCUGUGUAAUGUGUUCUGUUUCGCAGAAUGUAAAACUAAUUCCAAAUGACCUAUUUCUCUCUGCCCUCAGUACAUGCACAGAUGAGCCAACACAUUAAAAUGUUGAUUUUCCCCCCAAAAAAACCUGUGGUAUUUGUACCUGAAGUAAAGAAUUUUUUACAUCAUUGUUUUUUCUGCAAGGAAAAGCAUAGUCACCAUUUCAGGCUUAAACUUUUCCAGUUACCUGUGGAUGCUGCUUCUGAAUUCUCUUGAAGGUAUUCUUCUUUGAGAUUUGUUCUGAGAAACUUUUUCUUUUUGCACUGGGAAGUGAGAAUUGAAAACACCUGGUCAAAAAUAAUUGAACAAAAAACCUCUUACAUAAUUUAUCUACGCAAACUUUGUAAUGAUAUUAAUCGUGCAUAUUGUAUGUUUAACUGGACUACAUAGGUUUCUUACAUUUUUUUUUGUUAAAAGUAUACUCAGUGGACCAAUACAAUAUUUGUGUAUAUAUAAAUAUAUAAAUAUAUAUUAUAUUCUAGCUUUCCUGUAAAGGGUUUAAAGUUCUGAGUCACUUGAUGUUACGUUUUAAUUACAGACCCUGUACUCGAAGGUGUCUAGGUAAACCACUGCUGUGUCAACUUAAAUGGCAUUACUUUUGAAGUUUUAAAAGCUUUCAGGAACUUGUUCAGGUGGAGUUAGUCUCUGUUUAUAGAUCUUUGUUUAAAAUUCUAAAAAAAUAGCUUGUAAUUAUGAUUAAAACCCUUUAAGUACA
This is a messenger RNA of Sphaerodactylus townsendi, 4923 nucleotides long. It is a transcript of the gene EPS15, whose product is annotated as epidermal growth factor receptor pathway substrate 15. The record is from RefSeq and is a predicted model, not a curated record. Gene Ontology annotation, cellular component: clathrin coat of coated pit; cytoplasm; plasma membrane. Gene Ontology annotation, biological process: endosomal transport; endocytosis. The transcript has 26 exons. Gene Ontology annotation, molecular function: calcium ion binding; cadherin binding. Lineage: Eukaryota; Metazoa; Chordata; Lepidosauria; Squamata; Sphaerodactylidae. Bases 209 to 2950 code for a protein of 913 amino acids.